Messenger RNA from Aspergillus welwitschiae, 1663 nucleotides. RefSeq lists its product as uncharacterized. The record is from RefSeq and is a predicted model, not a curated record. The transcript has 2 exons. Bases 516 to 1100 code for a protein of 194 amino acids. NCBI's taxonomy places the organism in Eukaryota, Fungi, Ascomycota, Eurotiomycetes, Eurotiales, Aspergillaceae.
AGCUAUGAUGGGUCUCAGCUCGGCACGCCAUAGCCAUCAUACCAAAUUCAGUCUAGACGUUCCGCAUUAUCCGUCGUGUUUUCCACCAGACUUCUUUCGGUUAGCAUGUCCGCUUGGAUGCCCAGUUAUCACCCACUCACAUCGGCCUUUUGAUGUCGGAGUCCGCACGGAGUGAGGGCACACCAGCAGUACCUUUGGCCACUAAACAACCUAAUGGAAGCGCUCUCCUUUUCCCCACUUCAGUUCAUUCGAUAUCGGGACACAUGUCCGCAGAAGCAAAAAGCGCCAGGAUUUAUCCACACUAGACAUGUUCCGACCACCGACUGGCUAACCUGAAGGACGGCGCUUAGCAAAGCGUGACCAUGCCUCAAUAGAAGAAGGGCGCUUAUCCUUAACACACGGCCCCGUGAUAAGGCUAGCGGUUAUAUUAACCUGAGAACAACCUCGAUUUCAGGCAGCAACAUCACCCCACAGACUCUCCCCUUCUCAUUCCGCGUUCUCCUUGAUUGAACAUCAUGGCUCGAAAAUUCCCCGUUGACUCUGCUGGCCCAGAUAUCGUCCGCGACUACAUCAUUCAAACCCUCAUCAGAAAGCAUGAAGCCACGCCAGAAUACGCAGAGAAACUGGCUACUUGCUGGCAGUUAGGCCGAGUCCGGGAGCUUCGCUCCGCAACGCUGAAGCACCUGCAAGACGACUUUGGUAAUGAUGUUGGCUUGUGUAUCUAUCGCGCCAUUCGAGAGGAUAUGCUUGAAGACUGGCAGGAAACGACGGCAGCAGCAGUGACUAUUUGUUCGUUGCGCCUCGCUCAUCCAUUACUGUGGUCAUUGAAAUUAACAGUGUUUCGUUCAGGGUCCGUGUCUACCGCGACGAUGAUUCAUCUGGUGGUUGUUGGGCUGUUCAUCCUACCUGAAUUGGGACUCAUGCAACCUUGUGAACGUAUCCGCGUGGCAAAGUCGCCUGCGUCGUGGCUGUUGUUUGGCUUCGCCUAUCUCAACUAUCACUAUCAGAGACAGGAUAUUGAAGAGCCGGGCCAUAUAUCACUCGCAGGUCCUAUAGGGCUCUUGAGUAUAAGCGUGGGCUUGUAUCUGUUUUCCGUGUAGAGUAUAUGCCUUGCAGUUAUUUAGUUUAUAGUGACCGCCUCAAGGAUGUUGAGGAGACCAAUGGGGAUCCUAGGUGACAAUAUGCGGUGGCGCGCAAUGCAUUUUCGAAGAGCAAUGUUUAGCAUCGCUGUCUCUAACAUACCCACGCACCAGCAUUUAAUAUAGUGCAUUCGAGAUACCACAGCCGGAAUGAUACUGCAUACCUUGACAUGGUGCCUUGAUAUGAAGAAUUGUUUGUUGAUUUCGGUCCUGUCACUUCAAGGCAAAAAUACUACGGAAAGGAGAAUGACCUACCGUGCUAUUCUGAGCUCUCAGUUAUCUCUGGCUUUGGGCCCCAAGCACCUCACUCCGGAUUGUCACGCCGCUUAAUGAAGAAGCAGGUCUUGUUCUGCCGCUCAUACGUCUCACCCCAAAUAUAUGAGUCUUUCGCAUGGCUUUGACUUAUGAAGCCUUAUCAGCAACAUUGUCAAUCUCCAGUUCACAAUCCUAUUAGCAUGACUUGCUGUAGUCGUCAUGUAGGUAUUCAAUUUCUUCUGGGCGUUAAAGUGAAAGUGCCAUCAAGG